Pichia kudriavzevii is the source of this 1086-nucleotide messenger RNA. RefSeq lists its product as uncharacterized. The record is from RefSeq and is a predicted model, not a curated record. Gene Ontology annotation, biological process: regulation of DNA-templated transcription. Bases 1 to 1086 code for a protein of 361 amino acids. The transcript has a single exon. Gene Ontology annotation, molecular function: DNA-binding transcription factor activity, RNA polymerase II-specific; zinc ion binding. NCBI's taxonomy places the organism in Eukaryota, Fungi, Ascomycota, Pichiomycetes, Pichiales, Pichiaceae.
AUGUCCGUAUCGGAAUACCAUGAUCAUUCAACUUCGUCAAAGAAAAGAGUUAGCAAGGCUUGUGAUUCUUGCAGGUUGAAAAAAACCAAAUGUAAUGGGAAACAGCCUUGUGAACGGUGCUCUUUGAACAACAAGAUCUGCGUAUAUACAGAGAGAAAGAAAUCAAAGGAGAAAAAUUACACUGCGGAGUAUGUUGAAUUGAUGGACAACAGAUUGACAAUGGCAAAUAAAUCUUUAAUUAAAUUAUGCGAGUUAAUUAAAUUGAACAAUCUCGAAGAAAUUGCCAAUUUGGCUAGCAGGUUAGACUACAAUGAAAGCGAUAACUUGAACCCAAUCUCUAUCAACCAGGCAAUCGAACUCAUUAAUGAUAUCAAUGUCGAAAAGAAGUCAUCUUCGAACCCAUCACCUGAGGUAAAGAGCGCCAUUAAGUACCCAAUAUUCUCAUCUGAUUCGUCAGAGAGCGUUUUGUCACCCCCAAAUCUGGACAUUUCCUCCAGUGAUGAAAUGAAUAGUUACAACAAAAUGUACAAUAAUGAUCUCAAUGUGCAGUUACAGCAUCUCAAUUCUAACCCAUCCCCGGUUGAGGAGUAUGAUCCGUCAGUACUGGGGUUUGCUACAGGAAGCCUAGGAGAUAAUCCCACUGACACCAACAGCUGUAACAGUUGUGAUCAUAACAGUUCUUUGCUUAAAAACUUUUCUUAUAACCAAUCCUUUGAUAACUCAAUUAAUCCUUUACUAAUACCCACUGACUCUUUUACAAGCGUUUCUGAAUUUUCAAGUAUGUCCAAUCAGAUCUCUUAUACCCAAUACUCUGAAUUUGUCUCUCCUUCUUCAAUCACAAGUGCAACAUCAGAUUUGAUCUUUUCUAACUUCGAGGAUAAUCGCCCCAUUACUAACAAUGCAACCCAUCAUCGUUCAAGUAUAAGUAAUGGCUCAAUUAGGAAAGUUUGUCAUCAUAAUAAAGGCCCACAGAUUGGAUCCCGUAGUCCAAAGUCACUUAAUGGGCAAAAUUCUUCAAAACUCAUUUUAGGUUCGACUUCUUCGAUUCCUCUUCCCGUAAGGUACGAAGUUACAGAGUCCCUAUAA